Messenger RNA from Cygnus atratus (black swan), 4412 nucleotides. It is a transcript of the gene RAB3C, whose product is annotated as RAB3C, member RAS oncogene family. The record is from RefSeq and is a predicted model, not a curated record. The transcript has 5 exons. Gene Ontology annotation, biological process: protein localization to plasma membrane; regulation of exocytosis; protein secretion. Gene Ontology annotation, molecular function: GTP binding; GTPase activity. Lineage: Eukaryota; Metazoa; Chordata; Aves; Anseriformes; Anatidae. The coding region runs from base 87 to 770 and encodes 227 amino acids. Gene Ontology annotation, cellular component: endosome; synaptic vesicle; plasma membrane.
CGCGGGGCGGGCUCGCCGGCAGAGCCCGGGCGGGCGGCGGGCGGGAGCGGCAGCGGCAGCGGGGCGAGCUGUGGCCGCGCCCGGCCAUGAGGCACGAAGCGCCCGUGCAGAUGGCAUCUGCUCAAGAUUCCAGAUAUGGCCAGAAAGAUACAUCUGACCAGAACUUUGAUUACAUGUUCAAACUGCUCAUCAUUGGCAACAGCAGUGUUGGGAAAACCUCCUUUUUGUUCCGAUAUGCUGAUGACUCCUUUACUUCUGCAUUUGUAAGCACAGUCGGGAUCGAUUUCAAAGUAAAAACGGUUUUCAAAAAUGAAAAAAGAAUUAAGCUACAGAUUUGGGACACGGCAGGUCAGGAGAGAUACAGAACAAUUACCACAGCUUACUACCGGGGUGCAAUGGGCUUCAUUUUAAUGUAUGACAUCACGAAUGAAGAAUCCUUCAAUGCUGUGCAGGAUUGGUCAACUCAAAUCAAAACAUACUCUUGGGAUAAUGCCCAGGUUAUUUUGGUUGGUAACAAGUGUGACAUGGAGGAUGAGCGAGUAAUCUUCACCGAGAGAGGCAAACAUUUAGCAGAGCAACUUGGUUUUGAAUUUUUUGAAGCAAGUGCCAAGGACAACAUUAAUGUCAAGCAAACGUUUGAGCGACUCGUGGAUAUCAUCUGUGACAAAAUGUCAGAAAGCCUGGAGACAGAUCCCACCAUUGCUGCUGGCAAGCAGAACACACGACUAAAGGACACCCCUCCGCCACAGCAACCCAACUGUGGCUGUUAAUGCAGCUAUCAACAAAGGCAGCUCCAGUGCAUUCUGUUGCCAAUAGAGUAUUUAUGAAUGGUCUAUAUGCCUUUAUUUAUACUGUCUUAUUAAUUUAUUUGGGAGAAAAGUCUUUUAUUCUACAUCAGCAACUUGUUGAGUAUGUGUAUAGAAAUGUUAUUAGUUUGAAAGGAUGAUCAAUUUUUAGCAUCUGGCUUUUGCAUGCAAGAUGGCUAUUAUUUUCUCUUUUCUUUUUGCUGUUUUACAUUACACUUACUUCAGCUGGUGACAUGCCCUCAGACCAUGUUUACCUAGAAUUGACUUGCUUCAUCAGUUUCAAAUUUUAGAGUUGAAUCCUUAGGGUAGUAUGUAAGGUAUUUUAGAAUAAGCUUCCCGAUGCCAUUUAUAUUUCCUCCUGACUGAAAAUCAAUUUAGAAAUAUCGCUUUAAAGAGCCAAUCACUCAUUCUGUCUGGAUCAUCUGUAUAAGGUACACUUACUAGAGCAUACUGCCUUGACAAGUCUGGGCUCAGUAAGUUACACAUCAUGGCUGCUCGUAAAUUGCAGAAGUUAGAAGGAACAAACCUCCAACCUUCGUGGACCCUAAGCCACCAGACAUCCCUUUGAGAUUCCAACUGGAUGUGGGUGUUCAGUGCAGGUCCUCAGAGAUAUCAGGUACUUGAUCCUGUCUAGCUAGUUAAUACAUUUACAUUCCUGUGGGACCUGCAUAUCUAUCUAACACCUUUCUGGAACUUUACUUCUCCUUCCACCAUACAGAGACCCUGGUAGUAUCUGUCCCAGUGGAGGAGGGUUGACCAGCUCUUUACAUUUCCACCUGAAUUAAGAUAUUAAACACCCAUUACUGAUAUUACCCCUGAAACAGCCAAAUCCAUUUUGCUUAGUUGUUCAUAGCCAAAAACUGUCGUGUCAUACUGCUGUCAAACCGACACACUUAAGCUUUCAGGAAUUUCAUCUCCCAUUCAGUCAGUCAGGCAGCCACCACCAUACUGGCUGCAAAUACCUUUAUUUUGCUCAGACCUAUUGUAGAAGUGCUGCUGAUGUCAGUGAGCUGGAGUUUGAUCUCAUUUUUACUUUGAUGAGGGUAUCUUUUUUUGACAAGGCAACCAGAAAUUUCCAAAAUUUUCAAAAGUUCUAGGAGUAAUAAAUAUUAUUUCUGAAGUUAGUCUGAAUAUAUCUAUAAAAUCAGGAAAAGGCUGUGAAAUACACAAUCAACAAAAGGCAGGACAAAGCACACAAAUUCUAUUUUUAUAAAGUGUUAAAAAUAGUCAUAUUUGACAAUUUUAAAAAGUACUCUAGUAAUUGGUUGGAGUUUCUUACAUCUAUGCCCUAUAGUGCUUUGUACAGCUGCUUUAUUUGAGUCACAGUGACAUUUUUAAACUAAAUUGCAUAAUUGAGAAAGCAUUAACUGUUUUAUUGUUCCUAUUAGACAGGCUUUAGGACAGGGCUGACUUUUCUCAGGCUGUCUGCAACAGGAAAAAAUAGGAAGACAAAAAAUGGAAAGUAACAAAUGGUACUGAAAACUGCUUGAAACUGCAAAGAAAUCCUUCUAUACACAUUCAUUUUUCAAAGGUAAUUUAUAUAAGCUCCUGAAGGAUAGGAAAAUGGCCACUUUUAUUUAUUUAUUUAUUUAUUUAUUUUUACUGGCUAAAUACACAACAUAAACUUUAACAUAGUGAAAAUGACUUUCAAACAAGGCAUAUAGGCACAUGCAAAAUGGAUAUGCCACCAGGGGGCUACACUGGCUGCCUAAUUCAAAUUAAAAGAUGUUCUUUCUUCAGUCUAGGGUUUAAACCAUGUCUGUCCUGUUAACUAGCUUCCUUAAACACCUAUUUUUCUAGUAGACAAAGAGGCUGAGCAUUCACAUGCUUGAUUUUACAAAGAAAAAGUAAAAACUGCUUUCCUCUUUGGAUCAGUGAGCAGUCAGCUAGAAGAGGCAGAUGCUACCCCAACCAUAACCCUGCCUCUCUAUGGGGAUAAUGCUUUUCUCUCUCCUGUCUAAGACAGCACACUGAUAACUGUGUUGAGAGACUUUCAAUGAUACCUCUUCACCCACUAGGCACCAGCUGCUUUGAAAAAAGAAGUGGUAAGAAACCAAGGGAGAUUUGUGUGAGAUUGCAGCCAGUUCUCUGCCCUAUGCUUUGUGCUUGCUGCAGAAAAGCGAGCAGGGAAGCCUUGAGAUAACACUUAUCUGCAGCCCUCAGCCCUUUAGAAAAGGUGUAGGCAAAGCAAGGUAAGGAGAAAGGAGGACAUCACUACAUCUUAUAAAAGCUUGGGCAUGUCCUGAAUAAUGCAACACUGCUACAAGUGCAAAUAUUCAGCUUUGCUCUGGGGUGCUGGCUUCAAAACGGCUAUGUCCUGUGCACACUGUAACAAGGUAAAAAGCUCACAAGACACCUUGCUACAGCCACACCUUGAUUGUACUCCAUUGCAAUGAAUUCCAGACUCUCACUGCCUCUUUGUGACAAUGUAGUUUUUAGUCAGUGGUGGUAGUACAUUAUCAGCAUAUAUAUUUUUAAAGAAGUUGAGCGAUAGAUAAAUUAUUCUUUACUUGUAUGGGAUGAAUUAAUUGCUUUCCAUUUUGCAUCAAGGAACUGGUCAGAAGAGUAACAACAAAAUUAGAGAGUAAGAUUUUCUCCUUCCCUUUUCUGAGACAAAUAAAAUGCCAGGCUUCCAACAUGUCUGAUAUUCUGCAUGGGAUGGGAAGGAUGGGGAAAGAAGCUGCCAGAGCUGCUCAUCAGACUGCCAGCCAUGUGUUGUGAGGAAAAGGCUCACCUGAAGUAGGAGUGCAGUCACUAGACAAGAACUCCUAGGAUCUUUGUAUUAACACUCAGACUUUAUAAUAGAAUUCAGAAUUAGUCAGAUUAAUUAAAAUUAAUUUUUAAUGUGUUCACAUCAGAUCCUUGGAGGUUUUCAAGACCAGACUGGAUAAAAUUCUGAGCAACCUGCUUUGACCUCUCAGUUGGCACUGGUUUGAGGAGGAGGUUGUGCUGGAUGACCUGCUGAUGUCCCAUCCAACCUGCUUUAGCCUACCAGCCCUUCCUCUGAAAUUGGAAAUGCCUAGAUGUUUGAGUAUAACUGUAGUGAACAAUCAGGGUUACCUAUGGUUGGAAAAAUAGGUUUUGAUUUUCCAUCCAGUAGAAUGAAUUGGCUUUUGAGAAGCAUGAUAAUCUCAGUACUUCACCUUCCUCAGCUGGGACCUGGCUAUUGCAGAGGAACACAGACAGAAAGGCUUUUGGAAGUAACUUACUAUCCGUUCCCCAGGCAUUCUAAAAUUUUAGUUUGAGUUCUAGGGGAACAAGCAGGAGUGGGAUUUUCAUUCUGCUGACAAUUAUGGCUUGGCCUGUUUCAUAGUGUAGGAUGUCCAACUGAAUCCUGUGUCAUUAUAAUUCAGCUCCAAUUGACUUCUGUGAUAGAACUGCAAAUUUCUUAAAUGUGAGCAGAGGUACAUUAAUACUGAGCCCUUUGGAAAUCCCAUCACAACCUAACCAAGGACCAAAAUUUAAACAACCAGUGGAUCAUUCUUCAUAGAUUCCAGUAGUCGCUGAUUGUGCAUUAGUAAUGGGAGGAGACAGAAGCAGGGUUUGGUUAGAUCCCUGAUCUAAACACUGUUGUGGUACAGUUCUGUCAAGAAAAAGAAUCAGGCC